Messenger RNA from Spirometra erinaceieuropaei, 1167 nucleotides. NCBI's taxonomy places the organism in Eukaryota, Metazoa, Platyhelminthes, Cestoda, Diphyllobothriidea, Diphyllobothriidae. The record is from the annotation of a GenBank genome assembly.
AUGAGGCCAAGUCCGUCGCUACAAGGACACUCUGAAGGCUCCCCUGAGGUGUCUGGCGAUCAACCCGCAAACUGGGAGGACCUCGCCCACGACCGACCGACCUGGAGGAGGACAGUGAAGACGGGCACAGUGAUCUACGAAGCCAACUGCAUCGUCGUCGCCAAAGCCAAACGCCAGACUCGCAAAUCCCAACUGCGCCCAUCUCGCGGCGCCAACGCCCAACCACCCGCCACCUGCCCAAGCUGCCAACGGACGUUCGAGGCACCAAGCAGCUUUGUAGGACAUCUUUGUAUCAACCACAUCAGCCGGACUACGUCACUUGCCCUCUCCUUGUCCUACUCUGCCCCAUCCUUCACGCCGACGACGAAUAUUGACCGCACUCCCGAAUCCCCACUGCCAUCCUCCUCCUCCUACUCCUUCACUGCCUCAGCAUCCGCUACGGCGGCUCCUGUGCCCACCACAGUGCACACAUUUCUGACACACCAACAAACAUCAGCCCCCACCAAAGACCUCAUCGACGUGGACUCGAUCCAUGCCUGUCCUCAUUGCGAUCGCACCUUCACAUCACACAUCGGCCUGAUCGAUUACCUGCUAAUCCAUCGCACAGAAACUGUCGAACCAGUGCUUGGAGUAUCCGCAUACACUCGCCGCAUUCGCCUCCACUGUCCACACUGCCCCUGCACAUCUUAUUCAACGCAUGGGUCUAUUCGGUAAAAUGCGUAUCCACGGGAGAGGGAUUGACCACAGCCUCGACAAACCUAGCAUUUCCUGCCCAUCUACCAUGCCCAGCCCCGCCCUCACUCCGUCGCCCUGUGCGGCCAACACCACCACCAGCACACCCAGCUCAUCUUGCACAUCUACCGUGCCUACCACCGUACCACGCCGUUGGCCAGCGUGUUCACCAUCAGCAGCUCCACCGUUGCCACCAUCUCCGAAACCAAUACUGACAUCGCCGACUUUUCCUGCCCACAAUUUCCCCGUACAUUCACCCCACUCAUCGGCCUGGUCGGUCGCUUGCGAAUCCAUCGCACAGAGACUGACAAACCAGUGCCUGGAGCACCAACAUACACCAGACUCAUCCGCCUCAACUGCCCUCAAUGCACUCGCACAUCCACCCACGGCAUGGGCCUAUUAGGCCGCAUGCGCAUUCACGAAAACUUGCGGUAG